Protopterus annectens (West African lungfish) is the source of this 872-nucleotide messenger RNA. It is a transcript of the gene RPS6, whose product is annotated as ribosomal protein S6. The coding region runs from base 82 to 831 and encodes 249 amino acids. Gene Ontology annotation, biological process: translation. Lineage: Eukaryota; Metazoa; Chordata; Ceratodontiformes; Protopteridae. The record is from RefSeq and is a predicted model, not a curated record. The transcript is spliced from 6 exons. Gene Ontology annotation, cellular component: ribosome. Gene Ontology annotation, molecular function: structural constituent of ribosome.
UUCACGGAGUACGUGAAAGUGUCAGCGGGAUAUCCGGUCUCUUUUUAUGUGGCGGAUUGGGUUGGAGGCUGUAUUAUUACAAUGAAGCUGAAUAUCUCUUUUCCAGCCACGGGCUGCCAGAAGCUCAUAGAAGUUGAUGAUGAACGCAAACUGCGUAGCUUCUAUGAGAAGCGUAUGGCAACAGAAGUGCCUGCUGAUCCUCUGGGAGAGGAAUGGAAGGGCUACAUUGUACGAAUCAGUGGUGGUAAUGACAAGCAGGGUUUCCCAAUGAAGCAGGGUGUACUGACCAAUGGUCGUGUUCGUUUGCUGCUCUACAAAGGUCACAGCUGCUUUCGUCCAAGAAGGACAGGGGAACGCAAACGUAAAUCUGUUCGUGGCUGCAUUGUUGAUGCGAACCUUAGUGUGCUGAACUUGGUCAUAAUUAAAAAAGGAGAGAAGGACAUUCCUGGACUCACUGACCGUACGGUGCCUCGUCGACUUGGUCCAAAGAGAGCUAGCAAAAUCCGCAAGUUGUUCAACUUGUCUAAAGAAGAUGAUGUACGUCAAUAUGUAGUGAGACGGCCAUUGACCAAAGAAGGCAAGAAGCCUAGGACAAAGGCUCCCAAGAUCCAGCGUCUGGUAACUCCCAGAGUUCUACAGCACAAGCGUAGACGUAUUGCUCUAAAGAAAAAGCGUACCCUGAAGAAUAAGACUGAGGCAGCUGACUAUGCAAAACUUCUGGCUAAGAGAAUGAAGGAGGCCAAAGAGAAACGUCAGGAACAGCUAGCAAAGAGACGUCGCUUGUCUUCCUUGAGGGCAUCCACAUCCAAAUCUGAAUCGAGCCAGAAAUAAAAACUCUUGACUGGUGUAAUAAAGCUUUUUUCUGAAAUCGA